Miscanthus lutarioriparius is the source of this 192-nucleotide messenger RNA. Lineage: Eukaryota; Viridiplantae; Streptophyta; Magnoliopsida; Poales; Poaceae. The record is from the annotation of a GenBank genome assembly.
AUGGGAAGGGGCCCAAGCAUGGAUAUGGGCUGCUUCAAUCCCUUGCUAUUUUGUAUGAGGGAUGCUCUCCAUGCUCAUGACAUUGGUAAUCGUGAUAAAAAUCUUAAUGAGAGGCUAGAUGACAUUGAGAAGCAUAGCAAAACAUUUAACUUCAUUAACCUUGCAUCUUAUGAGGAUAGCAGGCAAAGUUAG